Molecule: messenger RNA, 2875 nt
Organism: Linum tenue
Lineage: Eukaryota; Viridiplantae; Streptophyta; Magnoliopsida; Malpighiales; Linaceae
Source: the annotation of a GenBank genome assembly
AUGACGGAAACAAAUCAAUUAAACAAACUAAUUAACCAGUCAGGCCGGCAGAACAGAUAGUUCAGCUGGUCGCCAAAAUUAACUAUUUUACCCAUUUAACACUAACACUAGUAGCUACAGAGUGCUCUGUUUCCUGGAAAAGAUUGCAAGCAUCAAUAAUCAUCAUGUCGAAACUCCCUGCCUUCCUCUUCUACUUCCUCCUCACCAUCUCCAUUUCCCUCUCAUCUCACCCACUCGACCCACUAACGCCGGCCGAAUUCACCGCCGUCCAGACCGCCGUCCGUGCACACUACUCCUCCAGCCACACCUCCAUCGCCUUCCACUACAUCGGCCUCAAGGACCCACCAAAAUCCGCCGUCCUCUCCCAUCUCCACCACCCCUCCGCCGUUCCUCCGCCGCGGCGAGCCUUCAUCAUCGCCCGGGUCAACCACUCAACUACCCACGAGCUCACCGUCGACCUGACCGGGAACAACAAAAUCUCCGACCAAGUCUACACGGGGCCCGGCUACCCGAUUUUCACCACCAAGGAGCAACUCGCCGCCAGCGCGCUCGCCGUCGGCCACCCGCCGUUUCUCGAGUCCGUACGGAAGAGGGGGCUAAAAUUGGGGGAAAUUGUUUGCCAGUCGUAUGGGAUCGGGUGGUUCGGGGAGCAGGGUAAGGGGAGUAGGAUCGUCAAAGUUAUGUGCAAUUAUUUGGACGGGACGGUGAAUCUGUACAUGCGGCCGGUGGAGGGAAUCACCGUCACCGUGGAUCUUGACCGGAUGGAGAUUAUCGGGUAUCGGGAUCGGGCGAUUGUGCCGGUUCCCAAGGCGGAUGGGACUGAUUUCAGAGGGUCGAAGCAGAGGCCUCCUUUUGGGCCGAGCGUUAAUGACAUCGAUGUCGUCCAGCCCAACGGCCCAAGCUUCCAAAUCGACGGGCAUAGGAUCCGGUGGGCCAACUGGGAUUUCCAUUUGGGCUUCGACAUGCGGGCCGGGCCCAUAAUAUCAUUGGCAUCGAUCUUCGACGUCCAGAAGCAGAAGUUCCGCCGGGUUCUGUACAGAGGGUUUGUGUCGGAGCUCUUCGUUCCGUACAUGGACUUGACGGAAGAAUGGUACUACCGGACCUACUUCGACGCCGGCGAGUACGGCUACGGGUCGUACGCCUCGUCGCUGCUGCCCGGCGCCGACUGCCCUGCUAAUGCGGUUUUCAUGGAAGCCUACUUUCCCGACGAGGACGGGAAUCCCCAGCAGCUCCCCAACGCCUUCUGCAUCUUCGAGAGGUACGCCGGCGACAUAAUGUGGCGCCACACCGAGACCGCUACUCCGGAAGUGGUGAGUUUUUUCCUGAUUGGUAAUUUUUGGUGGGUUUAUUAGGAAAUCGAAACUCCUUUUUUCGUUAUAAAUUUUGUGGGGUUGUUUUCCCCUUUUGCUUGCUGCGGCAGGUGACAGAGGUGAGGCGAGAUGUGAGCUUGGUAGUGAGGAUGGUUUCGACUGUGGGCAACUAUGACUACAUCAACGAUUGGGAAUUCAAGCAGAGCGGCUCCAUCAAAGUCACGGUUGGGUUAACAGGCGUGCUAGAGGUAAGAGGAUCCGAGUACACACACAAGGACCAAAUCCACGGCGAAUCCUACGGUCCAGUACUGGCCGAGAACACAAUCGGGUCGAACCACGAUCAUUUCCUCACAUACCAUUUGGAUCUCGAUGUUGAUGGAGAACAAAACUCGUUCUCAAAAUCCAAAUUGGAAACGGUCAGAGUCUUGAACAGCACAACCUCACCAAGGAAGAGUUACUGGAGAGCAGUCGUCGAGACGGCCAAAACAGAGUCCGAUGCGAAGAUUAACCUGGCCGGUUCCGAGCAAAUCGACUUCACGUUUGUGAAUCCCAACAAGAAGACCGAUGUUGGGAACUCCGUUGGGUACCGUUUGGUUCCAGGGUCGGUAGUGAGUCCAUUGUUAUCCGACGACGAUUAUGUGCAGAUCAGGGGAGCUUUCACCAAGUACAACGUUUGGGUCACGCCGUAUAACGAGAGUGAGAAAUGGGCUGGGGGUGUUUAUGUUGAUCAGAGUCGAGGGGAUGAUACUUUAGCAAAAUGGAGUCUUGGCGACAGGGAGAUUGAGAACAGAGACAUUGUGUUGUGGUACACAUUGGGUAUUCAUCAUGUGCCUUGCCAGGAGGAUUUUCCGGUCAUGCCGACGUUGAGCAGUGGGUUUGAGCUCCGGCCGAAUAAUUUUUUCGAGAGGAAUCCGGUUCUCAAGGCCUUCGUGAGUUUGUAGAAGUGAAUCAAUGCUAGAAUGGAAGGUGUAUUUGAUUGUUGUCACGAUUGGCAGGUAUGAAUAUGAUUCUUUUGGGAAUACUAAUUUCAAGGAAGUGUGUGUUGGAGUGUAAUGAAUUCUACCAGCAGACAGCUACUGCAGCAACCAACACCCACAGACAACAUUCAUAUCCAUCCCAUACAACACAAUCAGAACUUCAGAUGAUCCAUUCCUAGUAAUAGCUAGAUAAGAAGGAUUAAUAUUUCUUUUUCUUCCAUUCAUCUCUCCUCCUUGUAUAAAUUCUAUUACAUCCAUGUACAUCAAAGCAGGGUGGCUGGUUCUUAUUCGGUGGAUGGAAGGCUGGUUAGAAGGACUCUGUUGAUAUGCCACGCAACGAGUAACGAUUCGAGAGCCUGCAAGUAAAACUAAGUUUGUUGUAAUUCUUGCUUGUUGUAAGAUGACAUUGGAGGUGAGAUCUGAGAGGGUAGGUCCAGAGAGUACAAUGAAGAAACCAAAAAUAUGAAAACAGUUGAGCAUGCUCUAUACGGAAGCAGAUCAGAGAAAGUGAAAUUGAACUGAAACUUGUGUAACAAGUCAGUCUCAUGGGAGGCUGGCUUGAGAUGUGUGAAUUAAUCAAUGGCGGUG